CCACAGUCCACACCACUGGCGACAAUUUAUUUUUCUUCCCCGCUUAUGUCGAUGGCCGCCAUCCUCCCACCUUCUUUCAUCACUCCUUUCUUCUUUCUGAUGGUCGCUUCUUUUUUUAUUCCACCACUCCACCGCCAUAGCUUCCAUCAAGACAACUAUCAACAAAUUCACCCCCUUUCCUCUUCGUCGUACCACUGGUGCCAGACAAAAUCUUGUGUGACGUCCAGAAAUAGGAAGCGAUCCUGUUAUACACCACCGAUGAGGCGACGUAUGACGGGUGGGAUUGCCUCCUAGCACCACCGUUUCUUCCUCCACUUCCUUCUCUCCGGAUCUUUCCCUCUCUACGACGUCUUAUAUGGGUAGGUUUUUCUUGAUUUUUCCGCCCGUGAACCGUGCAUCCGAUUAACUCAUCUGGGUUUGCCAAAUUUUGACCGAGUCUAUACGGGUUUGACGAAUCCGAGUUAAUUCUUAAAACGGGUGGGUAGCACCCAUUUUGUCACCGGGCCCAGGUCAACCUGCGGGUUAACAACCUUACUCCAUAUUGAGUUGUUGUUUAUUACUCUGAUUCUCCAACUCUUCCUUUUUUGCCAGCUAUCUAAUAGCCCAGUAGUACCAUUUAGGGUGGAAAACGGUCCAAACCGGUCAAAUUGACCAGAUUUACUUGGUUAACAGGGAUCGAGUUUAUAUCAAUACUCUAACUGUAAAUUGGAUUGAAUUUGAUUUCAACUAUGACCGGACCAUACAGUUCCAGUCUCGAUCCGGUUUUAAACCAAAUAUUGGAAUCACUCACAUCCCCACAAACAUGACACAGUUUAAGCUUCUAUUUUAUUAAAAAAAAACACAUAAAACCCCAUCGACAUCUCCUCCAAUUCAAUUUCAAACUCACAAGAUCCCUAAUUCGGCUCCAAUUGAAUAUGUCUACCCCUAAUCCUUUCCAAAUUUUCUACUCUAAUCAGAAUAAUCUCAGAGGCGACGAAUAACGAUGACGAAGAAGACCAUCAACUGACUCUUCUCUACUAGUGGUGGGCUGGUCAUUGGAGGGAACUGAGAUCUAAAUACUAUGUCGUCAGAACAAAGACGAAGAGGCACAUAGAGAGGUGGAUGUCGUCGAUUGGUGAGGGAGUCGGAAGGAGGAAUGGACCGAGACCUAAGGUUGAGAAGCUACUCUAUGUGGCAAAGUGGCUAGUGGCAGUUGGCAGAGGUUGAGCAAUGCUCUCAGCCAAAGAGGUAUGGAGGUGGGAAGUGGAGUGGCGAGACUUACCCAGUUAUCUCGCGACAACCUUGGUUAAUGGUGAUCUUUGUUAUCAUUCGUGGACAACUGGUUGGUGGUCAUGGCCAAUGCGACUGGCGAGGCAAGAUGGGAAGACCUGGUGAGAGCUGGAAGUCUGGAACUAGAGUCAUCAUCAUUCGUCUUUAACCAAGUUCAUAGCUGGGGAUUGAGAACUAUGGAAGGGAGGGAUUAGAGUUGUGUUGCGGCUGCUAUUGUAAGGGACAUGGAGAGUCGAGAGGCAGAAUUCGUCACCCCUUAUUAGAAUUAGAAUUUGUUAGGUAGGAUGGGGUUGUGGACUGGCAGGUUUGUGGGCUAGCAGGGCAGUGGUCAUGGGCCUGGAGCAUCCAGUUUUCCAGAUUUAAACCAGAUCAUACCGAUUUUGAAGCCCAACCUCCUAACCAUCAAUUGGAUUGUAUGAUUGUCAAUCUGGUUUUUGGUUACAACUGAUCGACUUAAACCAUUUUGUUUCUGGUUUAACCAAAAAUUCAGGACCAAAUAGCCACCCCUAAUACUAUUGCUAGUGGAUCUUGAGCCCUGACUUAUGGCUAAGUGAUUUUCAUGUGAACCACUUAACGUAUUGGCUUUUGUCUUUCGUUUUUCUUUUUGCCAGGGAUGGCUUAUAUUACUCUAAAAAUAUGUUAACAUGAAUUUAAAAAUACAAUGAAAUAUUAAACAAAAUGAGAAUGAAAAUCCCGAUUAUUUGGCAGGCAUUCCAUGUUAGAGAGAAAUGACCUUAUAAGCCUAACACAGAAGGUCCAACCCAACAAAGGAGUCCAUUAGUGGAGCCAACCACAACAAGUCCAACCACGACCACACAACUGCACCAAUCAAAGUAUCACAAAGUAGGUAAUCGGCUCGCUUAAUAUGGGGUUUGGCAAUGGCAGUUGAAUACACAAUACCAUAUAGCCACCUCCUGGGGGGUCGUUCAAAGACGAUACCAUCGCAAUAAAUCUCGAGGAUUAGUUGAGGUGGAGAGGACAAUAACCGAACUACUCAAAUAUGAACAAAGGCAAGGAAACUGGAAACUAAAAGCACAUGGACGAAAGAGAGCAGAAGAGUACCUCCGUGUUGAAAGCUAAACACGAAAAGCCCAAAAAUUUAUAAGCAAAGCAAAAAAAAAAAGUCACAUGAAGAAAGAAAACAAAGCCCACAUCAUAAAGAAAUCAAAGCCAAUAUCCCAAGCAUAAAAUCGAAAUAAAAAGUCCAAUCGAAAUAAAACCAACACCACCAGAUAGAAGUCUGCAACGAAACAACACAACCAAAAACUAAAACUAAAAAAAAAAACAUAGCCAAAGCUCCAAGCUGAAGCGGAAAUACCACACAGAAAGCCUAAUCAAAAUAAAACCAACAUCACUAUGAAAAAAUAUGCAAAGAAACAACACAACCCAAGAAAGCAAAAGAAACCAUAGCCCAAACAAAAAUUUAAAUAUCAUAAAAAGCCCAAACGAAAAAAUAUCCAGCACGACCAUGUACAAGCCACACGCCGAGUGAAUAAAGCCCCAAAAAUAAAUAGGCAUACAACUCUAGUUGGUGGAGGAAACGUUGAACGAAAUCAUCGAAGAAGAGGAAGUCACCACUAAGGGGUCGUUUGGAGAAUAUGAAUUUAAAUCUAUAGAUUUUCAACAAUCUAAAGAUUCUAACUCUUCGGAUUGUUGAAAAUAGAUUUUAAAAUGUUUAUUGUUUGGUAACUGUGAUUGUUAACAUUCAAUGAAAAUAAAAAAAUUAUUUUUAUAUUAAAUAACGUGUUUAUCUUUAAUAAAAAAUUAGAGUGGUUCGAGAAAUAUUAUAAACUUUGUUAGUAAAUAUAUUUAAUAUGAUAAAUAAAUAAAAGAAAGAGAAAAGGUAGGAGGAAAAAAAAUCUCAAGAAUCAAGAUAUAGAAUCUCUCUGAUUAUGAGAGAUUUGAUAUCCAUAGAUUUUAGAGAUUUGAAAUCUCUAAAGCUAAAAUCCACAAUACAAAAAGCAACAAAAAAACAUAACUUUCUACAGAAUCUACGGAUUCAAUGAAUCCACGACCUAAAUCCCGUUCUCCAAACGAGCCCUAAGAAAGAAGCAAAACCAUUCCCCCGGCCGGAACUCUAAAAAAGUCUCCCUAGACUGCAGAAUCCAGAUCCAAGCAAAGAAAGCAUAGAACCGAAGAGAACAAAUUAGAAUAAAAUAAAACCCAUCUCUACAAGAAAAUUUGUGGAAAACUCCACUUCCAGAAUAAGAAAAGGCCACAGAGGGCUGGAAAAGACUAACUAUAGAGGACAAAGCAGUGAAAAGGGAGAAAACAGGAGGUGGGGAAAGGGGAAGUGCAAGAAGCACAAGAAAAUCUAGGCUACCUUCGUUCAUCAAGAAGAGCUAGUGGCAACUCUCGAAAGAAAACAUGAGAAAAUAAAUCGUUGGACUACAAAUAUGUUAAGAAAAUAUUGUUUCUUAAUAUGUAUAAAUGAAAACAGUGACAUUGUGAAAUAAAAACUCAGAUGAAAGCGAGUAAAGUUGAUAGAUAUGAAUUUCGGUUGUUUGAUACUCGGUUUUACUUGAAUAAUUUCUCAUUAGGUUUUUUUUAAUUACUCAAUAAUAUCUCCAUACACCGCUUAAGUAACGGCGGAGCGAGACCAAAUUCGAGGGUUCACCUGCUUGAGUCCUUUGAACCCUCUACAAAGAUCGCUAUUAAAUAUCUCCGAAAACACCAUAGUAGCCUCGAUAGAAUCGAACACAAAACCUGUCACUUCACAUAACAAAAGCCAAUUAAAAAUUUCAUCUCUAGUCUAUGUCACAUUUGAGGCUAAUUUCUCAUUAGUUAGGAGGAGACUGAAAACUUAUUUGUUGUUACUUUUCACAUUUUAUUUUUGUUGAAUCACAUUUUAUUUUCCUCUCUUCGUUUCUGUUUUUCUUUUACAGUAUCCGAAAUCAACAAGAAUUACGCCUCUCGUGUCCUCCGAGUCUCUUCCUAUCCCCGCUAGGCGCUAGCUACCUCUCUCUCUCUCUCUCUCUCCCCGUCGUCUAUCUCAUAACCAGUCCAAAACCCUAAUUUCACCUCUUUCUCAAGAUAUUCAGGUUCAGCACAUAAUAUUUGGGGAGGGAAAAAAAGAAAAAAAACUAAGAGGCAAAAGGCCUGAAGAGGAGCUAUACAACAAUUUUUUUCCCACAAUCCCUUUCCCCUUUCGCUUUCUUUCUGAUUUUCGCCUUCGCCCACUUCCUUCCGUGGUUUCCCCCGACUAUUACCUAUCGUCUGUGCCUUUCCAAUUUUGUUCUUCUUCUCUCUGGGAAGCGCCAUUGUUUUGGGUAGGGCGGGAUUGAGAAAAGUGAUAACAGACUCCACGAAAGGCUGUUUGGCAACGAAUGGUCUUUCACUCCGUCUGCGGUGGAGCUGUUUAAGCCUGCAAUCGUAGCCGGUGCUAGGGUUAGUUCGCUUCCCUUCCUUCUCUGUGGCCCAAAAUAUAAUCUCCGCCUAUUUUGGUGCAUCGCAUACAAUUUCCUGUUGUCCGCCUUCAAACCCUAGAACAUUGCAGUUACACGUAGGACUUGAGGGAGGGUUGUAUUGGCAGUGUGGUGGACUGCUAGGGGCUCUGCUUUCGGUGGAUUGGGGGUAUUGUUUCUGCAAGAGUCUUUCUCUUCGCACUGAUUAGUUUCAGUGGUCGUUCCCUUGGGUUAGGUUUUCAUUCAAAUGAUAGUACUGAUUUAUGGUGUUGAACCCUCGUUCGAGAAUCGUGGUAUUCUUUCGUUGAUGGUGUAGAUUCUCCUUCUGCCUCCCUGUUGUUGGACAUGGUGUCCUGUUGAGUGGUUUCCUGCUGGUGUGUGCCAAUCCAUCUUCUUGAUUGAGGAUGGUGGCGUAGGGAAGGUGGUGGUGGGAAGAGAGAGACGGGUUACGUUUCCACUUCAAUUCUGCUGUGUUGCAAGCUCGGUUUUGCCACUGCCUUUAUUAUUGCGCUCUGGGUUCGCAGCUGCUUUGAGAAAUUUUUGCUUUUCAGACAUCCGCGGGUUAAUCGUAUCGAGCAAUUUGAAAGAUACAAUCUCAAAAAAACGUUAAGGAAGCACACCAAAGUCUUUUAAGUCUUUGCUCUGGUCUGGUUUAGUGCCUGAGCGCAAAGGUUGUUUGUUGCGGAAGAGCAACAAGGGUGAAGUUUGGCAAACCAUUACUUUGCGCAGCAGGAUAAGCCUCUGGUUUGAGAGGGGUGCUUGAAGUUGAAGAAAACAUUUUCUUUCGCUUUAGUUUCUGAUAAUGUUAAGUGCUUAUCCUUAUGGAAAGAAGUGAACCCACAUUAGUCCCAGAAUGGUUGAGAACUACUGGAAGUGUAUCUGGAGGUGGCAGUUCUGCCCACCACUUUGCAUCUUCUUCUUCGCAUUCUGAUAUCUCUUCAUCCUCAAAUCAUUCGAGGACUCGGAACUCUAAGAGUACAAGUGAUUUUGAUUCCCCUCGUCUGGCAUUUUUGGAUCGAACAUCUUCAUCCAAUUCUAGAAGGAGUUCCAGUAAUGGGUCUGGGAAGCAUGCAUACAGUAGUUUUAGUAGAAACCAUCGUGACAAGGAACGAGAUAGGGACAAAGAUAGGUUGAGCUUUACUGACCAUUGGGAUCGUGAUCCGUCUGAUUCUUUGGGAAGCUUAUUAACUAUUAGGAAUGAGAAGGAUACAUUACGGCGGUCUCACUCUAUGGUAACCAGGAAACAGAGCGAUGUGUUAUCCCGUAGGGUUGCAUCAGACUUGAAGAAUAGAAGUAGCAGCAGCAAUCAUGUAAAUGGCAACGGCUUGAUAUCUGAUAGUGUUUUGGGAAGUACUGCCCAGAAGACUACCUUUGAGAAGGACUUUCCCUCACUUGGAACUGAAGAGAGACCUGUUGUGCCUGAUGUAGUCAGAGUCUCAUCUCCUGGUUUGAGCAAUGGUGUUCAGAGCUUGUCGGUUGGGAUUUCUGCUUUGAUUAGUGGUGAAGGGUGGACAUCUGCUCUUGCAGAAGCACCUCCCGUUGUUGGAACCGUUAGCACAGGGUCUGCACCUACUGCUCAAGUAAUUACUUCAUCUGGAUCUGCUGCUCCAACUGCCAUGGCUGGUCUUAAUAUGGCUGAAGCGUUGACUCAGGCUCCUUCAAGAGCUCGUACGACUCCACAGUUAUCUGUCCAGACACAAAGGCUUGAGGAAUUGGCUAUUAAGCAGUCGAGGCAAUUGAUACCGGUGACACCUUCCCUGCCUAAGAGUUCGGUUCUAAAUGCCUCUGACAAAUUAAAACCCAAAGGUGGUGUGAGAUCUGGGGAGAUGAAUAUGGUCAAGAAUUUGCAGCAGCAACCUCCUUCAUUUCUUCAUCCCACCAAUCAAUCUCUUAUUGGUGGGAAGUCGGAGGCACCAAAGACAACUCAUGGGAAACUUUUCAUACUCAAACCAGGGAGAGAAAAUGGGGUAUCCGCUUCUCCUAAGGAUGUUGCUAGUCCGACAAAUAGUACAGCAGGCAGAGUGUUAAAUGCUCAACAAGCUGCGGCUGCUGCUGCUACUUCAGUUGUUGCAUCUGUAGCUCCAAGGAGCCCAAUUAACCCUCCAAAGAUUUUCUCUGGGGGGGAGCGCAAGUCGAAUGCGAUGAUCCCAGGGUUUAGUAUCGAGAAGAAGCCUUCCUUGUCGCAGGCCCAGAGUAGGAAUGAUUUCUUUAACUUGUUGAAGAAGAAAACCUCUGGGAAUGCUUCUAUGGUGGUGACGGAUUCAUCAACUGGUGUAGUUUCGUCUGCUGGUGGGGAGGAGAAAUCAAAUGUGGCGCUGAGUAAAGAACCGGCUGGUGAUCUGGAAAGCUCUCAAGCUCACGGCGGUCGGUUAAGUAGUAGCAAUGGUGGUAGUACUGAACCCUCCGAGGAAGUUCAGAGAUUUUCCGAGGAAGAGGCUGCAUUCCUUCGGUCCCUUGGUUGGGAAGAAACUUCCGGAGAAGAUGAAGGCCUUACCGAGGAGGAGAUCAACGCUUUCUAUCAGGAGUACAUGAAACUGAAGCCAUCGUCGAAAGUGAAUGGGCAAUUGCAGUAGCAGAAGUUGGUUGAUUCUGUGGAGGGAACUUCAUCUUGGUUGAACUCUUCCGGCUCUGGUUCUGAAGAUUGAAGAUUUUUGUCACUAUAUUUGGAGAUGGAAGAUGAGAGAUAACAGGACUGGCAAUUUUUGAUGGGCAGACAGAUCACAGAUGGGUAGUAGUUCCUGUUUUUCGGUUCUUUUCAUUGUUUUUUUUUUAGGUUCCUCUUUUUAUUUUCCGGUGUUGGGAAGAAAGCUGAUGUUGUUACUAUAGGCAGGGGGGAAGGAAAAGGGUGGGUUGCCGUUUUGCAAAUAGUGCAAUAAAGAAAAGAGAGUAGUUGCCUCUGGUUCUCUUCUUCGCUUGCUGCUGCUGCUGCUGCUGUUGUCUAGGAGGCAAAUUUUUUCAUCAAGUUAUUACGGUCUACACUUGUCAGUAGUCUCUCCCUCGUAAAUCUCACACACAGUUGGAUUUUUUGGGGGAAGAAAGAAAGGAAACCGGUAAAGGAAUGGCCGGCGGGUGAAUAGGCCGCCGUGGGUUGGGCCGGAAAGGAUUACAUCUUUUGGCUUUGGGGAUACUUUGUCUCUUAUAUAAUUUUUUUUUUUCAUUCUACAAGGAAAAGCCAGCUUCUUUCUCGUGUUCUUUUGUCAAUUUUUUGCUCAAAAGGAAAAGAAAUUUAGAAGAAAGAA
This is a messenger RNA of Linum trigynum, 7912 nucleotides long. NCBI's taxonomy places the organism in Eukaryota, Viridiplantae, Streptophyta, Magnoliopsida, Malpighiales, Linaceae. The record is from the annotation of a GenBank genome assembly.